Messenger RNA from Lentinula edodes (shiitake mushroom), 1476 nucleotides. RefSeq lists its product as uncharacterized. The transcript has 19 exons. The record is from RefSeq and is a predicted model, not a curated record. Lineage: Eukaryota; Fungi; Basidiomycota; Agaricomycetes; Agaricales; Omphalotaceae. The coding region runs from base 243 to 1307 and encodes 354 amino acids.
CCAGACGGUUCCGAGCGAUUCGAUCCGGCUUAGCUCGCCUUGACUGGACAUGCUGCCUUUCUCAGCGGCAUACCACAUGUACACAAAUUGAUUAUUGAAAUCUUGACCUCGAACUCCUCUUAAAGCAAGUGAUUCUCUAGUCACACCUGUGAUGCUGGUCGCUUUCUUCACUUUCUCAGUAUCCUUCAACAUCGCACUCUAGGACGUUUCGCAGGAUCCAGACUGAGCAAGUUUCGUCAACUAUGGCUGAAGCUCCUGUACCCAAUGUUACGCUAUCGUUUGGGCCGAUGCUCAUUGGAGUAUAUCUCAACAUGAUUUUGUACGGUAUCCUACUCAACCAGAUGUAUUUUUACUUCCAAACCUACAAAUCUGAUGCACUCUGGAUCCGACUCUUGGUGGCAUACCUUUUCGUAAUGGAGACUGCGAAUACGAUUCUUGAUAUGGCCAUGAUGUAUCAGCCGCUGAUAACGGAGUAUGGAACUGAGAAGGCAGUAGCAAACUUUCCUGUCCUCUUCAUGACUGAACCAAUCGUCAUUGUUCUGAUAUCAGCACCCAUUCAAUGGUUCUUCGCAUGGCGAAUCAACAAAAUCACCCAGUCAUAUUUUGUUCCAAUCAUCAUCAUAGUACUUGCACUGGCGUCUACAGCGGGGGGAUUCAUCACGGGAGUGAAAAUAGCUAUUCUCAAGCUCUUCAGCAAGAAACCAGAAUUACAUUGGUCGGCUUUACUGUGGUUUAUUCCCUCUUGUGUUGCGGAUUUGCUCAUUACGUUCACUCUGGUUCGGAGCUUGUCCAAACGCAAGACUGGUUUUGGUGCCACAGACUCAGCAAUAGAUAAGCUCAUUAGAAUGACUGUGCAAACCGGUAUGAUAACUGCGAUAUUUGCUAUUGGCGAUGUAGCGUUCUUUAUGGCUUUACCGCAUACGGCACUGAAUUUUCUUUGGGAUCUAUCAUUAUCAAAGCUUUACACCAACUGCUUAUUAUCAAACUUGAAUGCUCGUUCGCGGAUUUUGAGCUCCAGCCAGAACUCUCAGUCUGGUGCCUUCCGCAGUGCAAUGGAUCCUACGUCACCCAGGGGUGAUAUCAUAAGACAUACUGGCAUAAGAUUCGCAGACAGUUCACAUAACAUAAUGAGUACGCCCGAUGUGUACGAGCUUGAGAGUGCAAAGACUUUUGAAGCGGUUAGCGCACAGUCGCAAGGUUCUAUAUACCACGGUUCGGAAGGGUUCGAAAUCACAGUCACCAAGGUUGUGGAAAGAAUCGAGGACCCCGUCGACUCUAGUCGGCCAGCUACUGGGAUAGCUCAGUAGACUCAUCACUUUCACUUCAAGGAGUUCCUGGGUGUAAAUUAUCUUGUAAUUAACUCUUCAUUGAUGAUUUUUAUGGACAAUCUUUCGUUCUUAGCAAUUAGUUGAUAAAAAUGUUCGACUUCGCAAUCUAUUUCUGAUUAUAUGCCAGAAGGUCGAAAACAACCAUGAA